Molecule: messenger RNA, 1611 nt
Organism: Mercurialis annua (annual mercury)
Lineage: Eukaryota; Viridiplantae; Streptophyta; Magnoliopsida; Malpighiales; Euphorbiaceae
Product: amino acid transporter AVT3B-like
Exons: 1
Coding region: 106-1401 (431 amino acids)
Biological process (GO): amino acid transmembrane transport
Cellular component (GO): vacuolar membrane
Molecular function (GO): amino acid transmembrane transporter activity
Source: RefSeq, a predicted model, not a curated record
UACUAAAAGUCUAAAAUAAUUAAUUAAUAAAUCAUCUCCUUCAACCUUUUCUGAAUCUUCUUCUCUGAUAUUACCAUCUUCUUCUUCUUCUUCAAUUACAUAACCAUGGGAUUCAACAACAAUGAAGAACCCGCAAUAUCAUCAAAAUCAAGAGAAGACACACCUCUCAUAACCACCAUCAAACCCCCACCCAACACUGAUCUCAACCCGCCGCUUUCCUCCCAACCAAAAACAUUCGCCAAUGUUUUCAUAGCCAUAGUGGGCUCCGGCGUACUGGGUCUCCCGUACGCAUUCAAACGCACCGGCUGGAUCAUGAGCCUCCUAAUGCUCUUCUCCGUCGCCGCAUUAACUCAGUACUGCAUGAUGCUGUUAGUCCACACUCGCCGCAAGCUCCACGCUUCUAAUUUUCCAAAUAUUCACUCCUUUGGCGAUCUGGGUUUCUCCGUUUGCGGCUCUGUUGGCCGGUUUGUUGUUGAUGUUAUGAUCGUUUUGUCUCAAGCUGGGUUUUGUGUUGGCUAUUUAAUCUUUAUUGCUAAUACUUUAGCUAAUUUGUAUGACCCGAAAAAUUCGAGUUCGAUUUCGGGUUUGUCUGGUAAGAGUUUUUUCUUAUGGGGGUGUUUUCCUUUUCAGUUAGGGUUGAAUUCUAUUGCUAGUUUAACUCAUUUGGCUCCUUUGAGUAUUUUUGCGGAUGUGGUUGAUUUGGGUGCUAUGGGGGUUGUUAUGAUUGAGGAUGUGCUUAUUAUGUUGAAAAAUAGGCCACAAGUGAAUGCCUUUGGUGGGUUGUCUGUGUUUUUCUAUGGUAUGGGUGUUGCUGUUUAUGCUUUUGAGGGGAUUGGUAUGGUUUUGCCUUUGGAAUCAGAGAUGAAGGAUAAGGAAAAGUUUGGUAGAACUUUGGGUUUGAGUAUGGGUUUCAUUUCGUUGCUUUACGGUUCGUUUGGUGUGUUGGGUUACUUUGCGUUUGGCGACGAAACGAAAGAUAUAAUUACGGCUAAUUUAGGUGUCGGGGUUAUUAGCAUGUUGGUUCAGUUGGGUCUUUGUGUUAAUCUGUUUUUCACGUUUCCUUUGAUGAUGAACCCGGUUUAUGAGAUUGUGGAGAGACGGUUUUGGAGUGGACGGUAUUGCUUGUGGCUUAGAUGGUUGUUGGUUUUGGUAGUUAGUUUGGUGGCUUUGUCGGUACCGAAUUUUGCUGAUUUUAUGUCUUUAGUUGGAAGUAGUGUGUGCUGCGGACUGGGAUUUGUUUUGCCGGCUUUGUUUCACUUGCUUGUGUUUAAAGAAGAGAUGCGGUGGAAAGGGUGGGUUGUAGAUGUGGCGGUUGUUGCUGUUGGUUUUGUUCUUGCUGUUUCGGGAACUUGGUAUGCUCUUAUGGAAAUUUUCUCUGUGAAGGUUAGUGAUGUGUUAUAGAUUUGACAAUGUUAUAUAUAUUACGAGUUUGUAGUAGUCAGCAUACACACACACACGCGCUUAUACUGUGGAUGAAUUGUGCUAUUUCUUAAAUGUAAUUAUUCAUUUUGAGAUCAAUAUGUUUGAUUGAAAACAAACUAUUAAGACUAGUUAUUUUUUCUACUUGCUGUAAACUGAAAUUCAAUUAAGUUAUAAAAGUUUUGUUCUGCA